Molecule: messenger RNA, 2429 nt
Organism: Salpingoeca rosetta
Lineage: Eukaryota; Choanoflagellata; Craspedida; Salpingoecidae
Product: oligosaccharyl transferase
Exons: 12
Coding region: 79-2271 (730 amino acids)
Biological process (GO): post-translational protein modification
Cellular component (GO): membrane
Molecular function (GO): dolichyl-diphosphooligosaccharide-protein glycotransferase activity
Source: RefSeq, a predicted model, not a curated record
CGGGCCCAAGACGAGAGAUAACAGUUUAUUUUUUUCGCCGCUUUCUCCCCACUAAACAAGAAGACAGCAGCAUUGGAUAUGGCGAAAGGAAGAAGCAGUGCGGUUGCCACUGCGCAGAGUGGCUCUGGCAGCGGGCUUGCUGAUGUGCUGGACAAGGUCAAUGCCGCCUUUGGCAGCACCGAAGAGCAGAGGGAGAAGACCAUGUCCCUCAUGAAGCUUGCCAUCCUCGUCCUCGCUUGCGCCAUGGCGUUUCUGUCUCGUCUGUUUGCGGUGAUUCGGUUCGAGAGCGUGAUCCACGAGUUUGACCCAUACUUCAACUACCGCACCACCCAGUACCUGGUCGAGGAGGGCUUCUCCAACUUCCACAACUGGUUUGACGACCGUGCGUGGUACCCGCUCGGACGCAUCGUCGGCGGCACCAUCUACCCUGGCCUCAUGGUCACCUCCACCAUCAUCUUCAAGGCCCUGCACUUUAUCCACGUCACCAUCGACAUUCGCGACGUGUGCGUGUUCCUCGCCCCUCUCUUCUCCGCAUUCACCACCCUCGUCACCUACCUCCUCACAAAGGAGCUCCGCAAUGAGCGGGCUGGCCUGGUCGCAGCGUGCAUGGUUGCCAUCGUCCCCGGCUACAUCUCGCGGUCCGUGGCGGGCUCGUACGAUAACGAGGGCAUUGCCAUCUUUUGCAUGCUCAACACGUACUACCUCUGGGUGAAGGCCGUCAAGACUGGCUCCCUCUUCUGGUCCUCCGCCGCAGCCCUCGCUUACUUCUACAUGGUGUCUUCGUGGGGCGGGUAUGUGUUCCUGAUCAACCUCAUCCCGCUGCACGUCCUCGUCCUCAUGAUCACCGGCCGCUUCAACCAGAGCGUCUACGUCGCAUACUCAACCCUGUAUGUGCUUGGGACGAUUCUGAGCAUGCAGAUUUCGUUUGUUGGCUUCCAGCCGCUUCAGACGUCCGAGCACAUGGGCGCAUUUGGAGUGUUUGGCCUGUGCCAGAUCUUUGCGUUUGUGCAGUGGCUGAAGAGCCGCCUGUCUGCGCAGGACUUUGCCACUCUCUCGCGGUUUGUGCUGUUUGUCGCCCUCGCCCUCGCCGCCGCUGGUGUCGGUGUUGCCACUGCGCUCGGCAAGAUCGCCCCCUGGACCGGCCGCUUCUAUGCGAUGCUUGACCCGACGUAUGCGAAGAACCACAUCCCAAUCAUUGCCUCCGUCUCGGAGCACCAGCCCACGACGUGGUCCUCGUACUACUUUGACCUGCAGUUUCUCGUCUUCCUCUUCCCGCUUGGCCUUUACUACUGCUUCAAGAACCUCACAAACGCCAACAUCUUCAUCAUCCUCUACGGCGUCACCAGCAUCUACUUCUCUGGGGUGAUGGUUCGCCUGAUGCUCGUGCUUGCGCCCGUGAUGUGUGUGCUGGGCGGCAUUGCUGUCUCGGGCAUUCUGACGGCGUACAUGGGCAACCUCACCACCACCAAGAAGACGUCCGCCAAGCAGCAGCAGAAGGACGACGCCUCCUUCCCGCUCAAGACGGAGGCGUCGGUUGGCGUGAUUGGCGCGAUGGCGCUGUUCCUGAUUCUGUUUUCGUUCCACUGCACGUGGGUGACGAGCGAGGCGUACUCGUCGCCGUCAAUCGUGCUCGCCGCCUCCCAGGGCGACGGCUCCCGGCGCAUCUUCGACGACUUUAGGGAGGCAUACUAUUGGCUCAGGAUGAACACCGACCACAACGCAAAGGUGAUGUCGUGGUGGGACUACGGCUACCAGAUUACGGCCAUGGCAGACCGGACGGUGAUCGUGGACAACAACACGUGGAACAACACGCACAUUUCGCGCGUUGGGCAAGCCAUGGCAUCCCCGGAAGACCACGCCUACGAGAUUAUGCGCGAGCUCGAUGUUGACUACGUUCUUGUCCUGUUUGGCGGUCUCACCGGAUUUGCUUCGGAUGAUAUCAACAAGUUUCUCUGGAUGGUCCGCAUUGGCGGCAGCACCCCGCCAGGCGCCCACAUCAAGGAAGCGGACUACUUCACGCCGUCUGGGGAGUUCCGCAUCGACUCGUCGGGUUCGCAGACCAUGCUCAAUUGCCUCAUGUACAAGAUGUGCUACUACCGCUUUGGCGAGGUCCACACGGAGCCAGGCAAGCCGAGCGGGUGGGAUCGCGUGCGGCAGGCGGAGAUUGGAAACAAGGACUUCCAGCUCGAUGUGCUGGAGGAAGCGUUCACCACAGAGCACUGGCUCGUGCGCAUCUACAAGGUGAAGGACCUGCCCAACCGCGGCGUGUGAUUGCUGCCUGAUGCAAUCGCCACAUGACGGUGGUUUACGCGCUAUGAACCAUCGUCUGCUGUUCCCCUCGCCCCCUCUCUCCACAGAUUUUUCUUUCAUUCUUUUGAAAAGAGAAUUGAGCGUGUGGCAGCGUUGUUGUUGUUGUUGUUGUUGUUGUU